Molecule: messenger RNA, 322 nt
Organism: Ceratina calcarata
Lineage: Eukaryota; Metazoa; Arthropoda; Insecta; Hymenoptera; Apidae
Product: protein muscleblind-like
Exons: 2
Biological process (GO): regulation of RNA splicing
Cellular component (GO): cytoplasm; nucleoplasm
Molecular function (GO): RNA binding
Source: RefSeq, a predicted model, not a curated record
GGCCGAUGUAAUCGGGAAAAGCCGCCAUGCAAAUAUUUCCAUCCACCACAACACCUGAAGGACCAGCUUUUAAUAAACGGGCGUAAUCACUUAGCCCUGAAGAAUGCGCUGAUGCAGCAGAUGGGUCUUAGCCCGGCCCAGCCACUAGUGCCUGGCCAGGUACCAACAGUGGAGGCACCGGCACCUCCGGCACCACACCAUCACCUUCAACAGCAAAUCCAGCAGCAACUUCUCGCUACCCACGCCUUUAUGGUAACUCCCGGUUUUGGUUGGCUUCCACUAAUUUUUUAGUUAAUUAAAAUACCACACGGCAGCAGCGAUA